Molecule: messenger RNA, 444 nt
Organism: Ostreobium quekettii
Lineage: Eukaryota; Viridiplantae; Chlorophyta; Ulvophyceae; Bryopsidales; Ostreobiaceae
Source: the annotation of a GenBank genome assembly
AUGGGGAUCUGCCUGAGCUGCGAGGGGGGGGUGGUGCCACGGGCGUCGGAGCUGGGGCUGCCACGCAACUUCACGGUGCUCAAGGAGCUGGGCGCCGGCGGGGAGGGCAGGACGUACCUGAUUCGGGAACGCUUGGAGAACGGGAGGUCGGAGCUGUUCGCCGCGAAGGUGGCUGCUCGCGGACCGGGACUGGACGUGAACUGUUUGCUUCAGGGGAUCCGGAAUCAGUGUGCACUCAGUCACGUGAACAUUGUUCGACUCCUCGAGGUGAUCCUCACGCACAGUCACGUGAUAAUCAAGCUGGAGUAUGCUCGAGGAGGCGAGCUGUCUGGUGGGUGCAGUGUGCAGUGGCGCGUCCUGCUGGUUGCGCGGUGCACACCUGCCACUGCAUGUCCUGUACUGCUGCUGUGGCUGGUGUGGCGCGUGGGACACGCGCUGCCUUGA